CUCAGCAGGGAGGCAUGGCUGAAUGCGGACUGUUCUUGCUCACUUCGGCAAACUACGCUGCGCGAAUGUCUGUUGCGUUGUGAUUUCUCCUGUCAUUCGUCACAUUUUGGCAACAUAUUGACAGAGUAACCACCACUAUCCGGAUUAACAAGAAGAAUUGCAAAGGAUUUUGGCGCAGAGAAAGGUUCUCCGAUCUCCAGUUGGUUGGUCGCCCCGAUCCUUCUUCACCCAUGUCAGUCUGAAGACAACACCGAGGAUAUAGAUCCGGCUUCGGGCAAGAAAAGCGUCUGGAGAGAAGACGACGAGAGUUAACUGAACUUGUCUAUUUGGGUGGAUCUGUUUUCUUCGUGUGGACUAGAAUAGCGUGAUGGGAUCUGAGUCUUCCACAAACGCGGUUUGUAACGCUUAAAUUAACUUACUCGCACGGCACAAGUCACCAGUAAUUCAGGAAGUAUUGGCUUUUGCUUUACCAAGGAGACUGAAUUUACAUAAGACUUUAACGCCAAAAUUCAUCUAUCACAUCUUGGCGAGUUUCCGUGGAUUUUUACUGCGACGGGGUUGUGAUACUUGUGCCCGAGUCUCCAAGCUGGCAGGAGGGAUGCGCUUGUUGCUAUGAAUACACGAUCAGACCGCACUGUUGAAUAAAAGGAAACAUUCAUAUCUACUAUUGCCCCGCACUAUUUGAAAGAACUUUGGCACAUACAUGUGGUAAAAAUCCAUUACAAGCCUUUCACAAAUGAUAGAUCGACUGCGUUUUGUCUGCAUAUGACUUUUAACACCACGUUUCUGUAGCCUAAUCGCCAACAUCAGUUGCAAAGCGCACAGUGUGGACAAAUCUCAUCGCUCAGGUGCAGUCAUAUUGGUAUAUUACAUUCACUGGACUGGCAAGGCAAACAACUCAUUUAUUUUUCUCUAAAAGGCCGGACACUCUAAUGUGAACCCAGCUCUAUCUAUCCCCGUUGAAGUUGUUCCGAGGACACUACAAAGGACUGCAGGUCAGAGAUAGAUAAUGCCGCAACUGGAAACGAUUCUGUUUAUUUUUCACAUCUUCUGGACGUGCGUGUUCACGCAAGAACCGGCCUCCAAGGUGGUUGCCGACCGCUAUGCAGUCUAUUGGAAUCGCACGAAUCCCAGGUUCUACCGGGGCGACUACCACAUAGACGUGUGCAUCAAUGACUACUUGGACGUGUACUGCCCGCACUACAUGGACUCGGUGCCGGAGGAGCGCACGGAGCGCUACGUGCUGUACAUGGUGAACUACGACGGCUACAGCUCCUGCGACCACACGGCCAAGGGCUUCAAGCGCUGGGAGUGCAACCGGCCCCACUCGCCCAACGGCCCGCUCAAGUUCUCGGAGAAGUUCCAGCUCUUCACGCCCUUCAGCCUGGGGUUCGAGUUCCGGCCGGGCCGCGAGUACUACUACAUCUCCUCCACCGUGGCUGAGAACGGCAGACGGAGCUGCCUCAGGCUGAAGGUUUUCGUCAGACCAGCCAACAACUGUGUGAAAACUAUCACUGUUCAUGAUCAGGUGUUUGACGUCAAUGACAAAGUGGAUAACUCAAUAGAGCCUCGAGAUGACACGAGCCACGAGUCUGCAGAGCCGUCCAGAGGGGACGUGAACGCCGCUGCCCCCUGCAGGAUGUCGGCCGUACUGCAGGCUGCUGCUCUGCUCCUCCUGGCUGCCCUGGCUUCCUUAUAGCCUCCCCCAGCCCCCCACCACACGCCGGAGGAUCACACAUACACUCACAUACACACACACAUAUAAACACACACACACACACACACACACAUAUAUAUAUCUACACACACACACACCUGUGGAGAGGGCCACUCUAAAAAGCACUUUUUCAAUCCAAUUUUUACUCAUCUCUCUCUAUCUAUCUAUAUCGAUCGAUCAAGCUAUCUCUCCCUCUAUCUCUUCAUCACUUUUCUUGAUCUCUUCUCUCUCUCUCCGUGACUAUUAUCCCCCAUCUGCGACUCGUUUCAGUCGGCUGGGAUCAACGAGACGGCCCUUCUUUUGUUACUUUUAUGUCUCUCUCUCUCUCUCUCUCUGUCUUGAAAGUUACAGUUACCAGUAAGAUGCCAAAAGUGUUUUUGACACUGCAGUGUUUCUGCUUGUACAGUGGGGUCAUUUUUUUCCAUCACGUCUCCUUUUUCCCAGCUAACACUCAAACAAUUAUUAUCCUCCCCCUUCCCUCCACCCCGCCCCCCUGUCCUGUCCCCCCUUUGAAAACAUAAAACACAACACGCUCAACAAACAACACGUGAAUUAUCUUCAAACCGCUCGCACGUCUUUGUUGGUCUGGUUAAUAAAAAAAAAUGGUUCUGAUGUGGAGAGAGAGGAAAAAGGAAGGAGAAAGAAAAAAAAAAGCAAAAUGGACGUUUUGUGGAUGGACUCGAGCCUUGAGGUCUAAAAAAAAAAAAGAA
Messenger RNA from Engraulis encrasicolus (European anchovy), 2427 nucleotides. It is a transcript of the gene efna5a, whose product is annotated as ephrin-A5a. The transcript is spliced from 5 exons. Gene Ontology annotation, cellular component: plasma membrane; external side of plasma membrane. Gene Ontology annotation, molecular function: ephrin receptor binding. Gene Ontology annotation, biological process: axon guidance; regulation of cell-cell adhesion; regulation of actin cytoskeleton organization. Lineage: Eukaryota; Metazoa; Chordata; Actinopteri; Clupeiformes; Engraulidae. The coding region runs from base 1010 to 1699 and encodes 229 amino acids. The record is from RefSeq and is a predicted model, not a curated record.